This is a messenger RNA of Cinclus cinclus, 783 nucleotides long. RefSeq names its product RAB34, member RAS oncogene family (gene RAB34). Gene Ontology annotation, molecular function: GTP binding; GTPase activity. NCBI's taxonomy places the organism in Eukaryota, Metazoa, Chordata, Aves, Passeriformes, Cinclidae. The record is from RefSeq and is a predicted model, not a curated record. Bases 1 to 783 code for a protein of 260 amino acids. Gene Ontology annotation, biological process: phagosome-lysosome fusion; endocytosis. The transcript is spliced from 10 exons.
AUGAACGUGCUGGCUCCGGUCCGCAGGGACAGGGUCAUCGCCGACCUGCCCCCGUGUUUUCGGAAGGAGGCCGCCCUGCACACCCGCCCCGCCUUCCACCCCACAGUGGCCAGCGCCUGCCAGGAGGAGCGGACGGGCACCGUGGGGUUCAAGAUCUCCAAGAUAAUCGUGGUGGGAGACCUCUCGGUGGGGAAGACCUGCCUGAUCAACCGGUUUUGCAAGGACACUUUUGAUAAGAACUACAAGGCGACCAUUGGGGUGGAUUUCGAGAUGGAGCGGUUUGAGGUGCUGGGGGUGCCCUUCAGCCUGCAGCUGUGGGACACGGCUGGCCAGGAGCGUUUCAAGUGCAUCGCCUCCACCUACUACCGGGGAGCACAGGCCAUCGUGAUUGUCUUUGAUGUCAACGAUGUGGGGUCCCUGGAGCACACACGGCAGUGGCUGGCUGACGCCCUGAAGGAGAACGACCCAUCCAACGUGAUCCUCUUCUUGGUGGGGUCCAAGAAGGAUUUGAGUACACCAGCACAGUACAGCCUGAUGGAGAAGGACGCUCUCAAGGUGGCCCAGGAGAUGCAGGCAGAGUACUGGGCUGUUUCCUCACUCACUGGAGAGAACGUGCGGGAUUUCUUCUUCCGAGUGGCAGCCCUGACCUUUGAGAGCAGCGUGCUGGCUGAGCUGGAACGUGGCAGCAACACCCGCAGGAUCGGCGACACCGUGCGGAUCAGCAGCAAGGAGAGUGACCUGUACCUGUCAACGCCCCGCAAGAAACCCAAGUGCUGCCAAUGA